AGCCUGGCCAAUGGCUCUCAGGGUGAGGGUUGAGGGGUGGGAGGUGCCUGCCAGCGGAUGGUGCAGGAUUGUUCCCUCGUGAGUGCUGGGCUACCAGGUGGUCAUGGAGGUGGUCUCUCUCGAAGAGCUGGACGAAGAGGAGCAGCUGGUGAGAAGGCAUCGCAAGGAGAAGAAGGAGUUGCAAGCCAAAAUUCAAGGUAUGAAGAAUGCUGUUCCCAAAAAUGACAAAAAGAGGAGGAAGCAACUCACUGAAGAUGUUGCUAAGUUGGAAGCAGAAAUGGAAAAGAAACAUAAAGAGGAACUGGAGCAACUGAAGCUGACUUCUAAGGAGAGUAAAAGAGACUUUGAUGCUGUUAACAUUUCAAACUUGGUUCUUGAGAAUCAGCCGCCUCGGAUAUCACGAGCCCAGAAGAGACGGGACAGAAAAGCUGCAUUGGAAAAGGAGCAGAAAGAAAGGAUCGCAGAGGCCGAACUUGAGAACUUACAUGGAGCCAGACAUGUAGAAGGUGAAAAACUCGCUCAGAUACUGGUGGCUCGACAGCUGGAGAUCAAACAGGUGCCGUCGGAUGGCCACUGCAUGUACAGAGCCAUUGAAGACCAGCUGCAGGAGCGGGAGAGCCCUCUGACUGUCGCUGCCUUAAGGAGCCAAACCGCUGAAUACAUGCAAAGCCACAUGGAAGACUUUCUGCCCUUUUUAACAAACCCUAAUACAGGAGAUAUGUACACGCCAGAAGAGUUUGGAAAGUACUGUGAUGAUAUUGUAAACACAGCUGCAUGGGGAGGUCAGCUUGAGCUAAGAGCCCUGUCUCAUAUUUUACAAACACCAAUAGAGAUAAUACAGGCAGAUUCUCCUCCUAUUGUAGUUGGUGAAGAAUAUCCAAAAAAACCAUUAAUACUUGUAUAUAUGAGACAUGCAUAUGGCUUAGGAGAACAUUACAAUUCUGUUACAUGGUUGGUGAACAGAGCUACUGAAAAUUGCAGCUAGUUUACAAAAUGUUGCACAAUUGUGUUUUAGUACAGUGUGCUGAUAUGAGUAUUCAUACCAAGUGCUGGAUUGUUCUAAACAUUACUGAAAAACACAACUACCUUAAAUCAGUUUCAUUGCAAAGCUGCUAACAAGAAGUUUUUUUAAAAAAUGUCAGAGAUAAACUUUAACCAGUGUCACCAUGGUGGUAUUUUAAAAACACUUGUAAGUGCAUUGUGGAGAACAUCGUUUGUAGACCAAGAUGCAACCCUAUUUGCUUAUAUUUUUAUUAAUAUAGGAUCCUGAACAUUCUGUUGAAAUAAAUCUUAAAUGUUUAAAAGCUUUCAGUAACCAUAUCAAUGUAAUUUUUCUGGAAGGAAUGAGAUGAAUCAAUUUCCUUGUCAUUACAGUAAUAUGGGGAUGGUGAUAGCAAAUUUAAUCAUGCUUAAACAUGAACUUGAUUGACCUUGGCUUGGUGGCUCAGUUGGUUAGAGCAUCAUCCCGAACGCCAAGGUUGCGUGUUUGAAUCCUGGUCAGGUCACAUACAAGAAGCAAUCUGUGAAUGUGCAAAUAAGUGGGACAAUAAAUCGAUGUUCUUCUCUUCCUCCUCUCUCUAAAAUCAAUAAAUAAGAAUAAGUAAAUAAUAAACUUGAUUGCAGUGACCUUGGUGUAGAUGGGAUUACUGCUGUGAAGCUUUUUUAUAACCCUACCAAAGUGAAGCUAAGAAGCUUGUUUUAAUGAUUAAGAAUUUUAAAAUGUUUUUCCCCCUCUGAGAAUCAGUUGUUAACCUUUAUGAAAUGAGACAAAUUCAAAGGUAAAUAGGUGUUUCCUAUCAGAUUUAAACCUCCUAAGAAUUGCGUAUUAGCCUUUUAUUUGUGUGUAAUUUUAAAAGACUCAACAGAUUAACGUCUAAUUUAUUUGUUACUACUUGCUGUUUCCUAAACAGUGCAAUUAAUAUCAUCAUUUCUUUUUUAAAAAUUUUCUUAAAAAUCAUUUUUUAUUUUCAAUUAGAGUUGACAUACAUUGUUACUAGAUGCAGGUGUACACCCCGGUGAUUAGGUAUUGUAUAACUUAGUAAGUGAUCAUCCACUAAAUCUCUCACCCAUCUGACACCAUUCAUAGUUAUGAGAUUAUUACUGACUGUAUUCCCGAUGCUGUACUUCACAUCCCCUUGACUACUCUGUAACAAACAAUUUGUACUUCUUAAUCUUUUCACCU
Phyllostomus hastatus (greater spear-nosed bat) is the source of this 2182-nucleotide messenger RNA. It is a transcript of the gene OTUD6B, whose product is annotated as OTU deubiquitinase 6B. Gene Ontology annotation, biological process: protein deubiquitination. Bases 104 to 985 code for a protein of 293 amino acids. Lineage: Eukaryota; Metazoa; Chordata; Mammalia; Chiroptera; Phyllostomidae. The transcript has 7 exons. Gene Ontology annotation, molecular function: cysteine-type deubiquitinase activity. The record is from RefSeq and is a predicted model, not a curated record.